Molecule: messenger RNA, 1392 nt
Organism: Lepus europaeus (European hare)
Lineage: Eukaryota; Metazoa; Chordata; Mammalia; Lagomorpha; Leporidae
Gene: GABRA5
Product: gamma-aminobutyric acid type A receptor subunit alpha5
Exons: 9
Coding region: 1-1392 (463 amino acids)
Biological process (GO): synaptic transmission, GABAergic; regulation of postsynaptic membrane potential; signal transduction
Cellular component (GO): dendrite membrane; postsynapse; GABA-A receptor complex
Molecular function (GO): GABA-gated chloride ion channel activity; inhibitory extracellular ligand-gated monoatomic ion channel activity; transmitter-gated monoatomic ion channel activity involved in regulation of postsynaptic membrane potential
Source: RefSeq, a predicted model, not a curated record
AUGGACAAUGGAAUGUUCUCUAGCUUUAUCAUGAUCAAAAACCUCCUUCUUUUUUGUAUUUCCAUGAACUUAUCCAGUCGCUUUGGCUUUUCACAAAUGCCAACCAGUUCUGUGAAAGAUGAGACCAAUGACAAUAUCACGAUAUUUACAAGAAUUCUGGAUGGGCUCUUGGAUGGCUAUGACAACAGACUACGGCCUGGGCUGGGAGAGCGGAUCACCCAGGUGAGGACCGACAUCUAUGUCACCAGCUUCGGCCCGGUGUCCGACACGGAAAUGGAAUAUACCAUAGAUGUGUUUUUCCGACAAAGCUGGAAAGAUGAAAGGCUUCGGUUUAAAGGGCCCAUGCAGCGCCUCCCACUCAACAAUCUUCUUGCCAGCAAGAUCUGGACCCCAGACACGUUCUUCCACAACGGGAAGAAGUCCAUCGCGCACAACAUGACCACGCCCAACAAGCUGCUGCGCCUGGAGGACGAUGGCACGCUGCUCUACACCAUGCGCUUGACCAUUUCUGCCGAAUGUCCCAUGCAACUCGAAGACUUCCCGAUGGAUGCACAUGCUUGCCCUCUGAAAUUCGGCAGCUAUGCAUACCCUAAUUCUGAAGUUGUCUAUGUCUGGACCAACGGCUCCACCAAGUCUGUUGUGGUGGCGGAGGAUGGCUCCAGACUGAACCAGUAUCACUUGAUGGGACAGACAGUGGGCACCGAGAACAUCAGCACCAGCACAGGUGAAUACACAAUCAUGACAGCUCAUUUCCACCUGAAAAGGAAGAUUGGUUACUUUGUCAUCCAAACCUACCUUCCCUGCAUAAUGACAGUGAUCCUAUCUCAGGUGUCCUUUUGGCUGAACCGAGAAUCAGUACCUGCCAGGACAGUUUUUGGGGUAACCACAGUGCUGACCAUGACGACUCUCAGCAUCAGUGCUCGGAACUCUCUGCCCAAAGUGGCUUAUGCCACUGCCAUGGACUGGUUCAUUGCUGUGUGCUAUGCUUUUGUGUUCUCUGCACUGAUCGAGUUUGCCACAGUCAACUAUUUUACAAAGAGAGGCUGGGCAUGGGAUGGCAAGAAAGCCUUGGAAGCAGCCAAGAUCAAGAAAAAGGAGCGUGAACUCAUAUUAAAUAAGUCCACAAAUGCUUUUACCACGGGGAAGAUGACCCACCCCCCCAACAUCCCAAAGGAGCAGACCCCAGCAGGAACCUCAAAUGCAUCUUCAGCCUCAGCAAAACCAUCUGAAGAGAAGACUUCUGAAAGUAAAAAGACUUACAACAGCAUCAGCAAGAUUGACAAGAUGUCCCGAAUUGUAUUCCCAGUCUUGUUCGGCACUUUCAACCUAGUUUACUGGGCAACAUAUUUGAAUAGGGAGCCGGUGAUUAAAGGGGCUGCCUCUCCAAAAUAA